AUGGCUUCCAAGGGAAAUGUUGCAUCCACUUAUGUUGCACUACUCAUGUGUCUCUAUUUGCUUUCAUUCACCAUGGUGAGCUCUCAAAUCUCAACCCCACCACCAAUGCCUUCUCAAAACGGUACAUGUCCUAUAAAUGUACUUCGAUUGGGUGUGUGUGCCAAUGUGUUGAACCUGGUCAAUGUUACACUAGGAUCACCACCAACCCUCCCCUGUUGCACCCUCAUUCAGGGUUUGGCUGAUGUUGAUGUUGGUGUUUGCCUUUGCACUGCCCUCAGAGCUAACCUUCUUGGCAUCAACUUAAACUUGCCAAUUUCCUUGACAUUGCUUCUCAAUACCUGCAGAGGGAACAUCCCUAAUAUCCAGUGUUCUUAA
Molecule: messenger RNA, 375 nt
Organism: Glycine soja
Lineage: Eukaryota; Viridiplantae; Streptophyta; Magnoliopsida; Fabales; Fabaceae
Product: putative lipid-binding protein AIR1
Exons: 1
Coding region: 1-375 (124 amino acids)
Source: RefSeq, a predicted model, not a curated record